AUGUGGAGCCGCUAUGUACUGAAGCACCGCGUCGACAAGUACCAACAGGAUACACGAUGCCUGCUGGAACAACACCGCCAGAGCUUGGCCUAUAUGGAGGUCCGAAAGGUCAAAAUUGACUGUUCAUUCUUACCUGAUUCAAGAUGGGGUAUUAUCGGACAGGACCCGGCUUCACCUGCCUGGCUUCUCUAUCUGGAUGUCAAGAUCAGCCAGCCGAAGGACUGUUACCUUGCCAAUGCAAAGGUCGAAGUGACGUUUCAGCCGCUGAAUCUGGAUAAUCGAAGCAACACAACUCGCAGCCGGUUAGGCCCUGUUAUUACUGAUUACUUUGGACCCCAAAGAAUUGGAGAUAAAGUUGUCGCUCAAAGUUUCGGGAGUUUUGUUGAGCAUGGUUUAUCAUACUCUUUUCAUGGUAGUCCCAUGACCUCCACGAGUGGCUUCAUACCGGGAAGAAGCUCAAGGUCAUGUACCGAACCUGGCUGGUCACUAAGAGGAUUCUCAUGGCCUUUAGCAGGAGACUCAAGUGGUCUUCCCCGGCGAAUAGAGUGGCUGGUGGAAGAUGCGGUAUCUUGUGGUGGGCUGCGUCUUGCACUCAUCCUCCAGCACGAGAUGGAGCCAUUCUCAGUAGCGGUUCAGAUCGACGGCAAGCUUAAAGGGACAAAAAACAGAAGCUUCCGUUUCGCUCGCUCGAUCGAACAGGGCCACGUGAAUAGUUUAUCUCGCAUAGUCACUCCAUCUGGUACUUCCACUUUUCACUUGGACGAUAUUGCAUCGAGACUGGAUGAUGAGAUGACGACAUUGAACAUCAGAAACAACCAAAACCCAAUCGACACGAUACAGCGCACCGUUGGUCAAUCUGACACUGGCCGACAGCUGAGCCCAAAUAUCGAACAUACCCACGAUGACUACACCGUUGCUUGGAUAUGCGCUUUGCCGAUAGAAAUGGCAGCAGCGAAAGCGAUGCUUGAAGAAGUUCAUCCAGAUCUACCAGUCCAUCCAAGUGAUACAAAUCAGUAUAUCCUAGGACAGAUCGGUCCCCAUAAAAUUGUAUUGGCGUGUUUGCCACACAACGUAUACGGCACUACCUCAGCCGCCGUGGUGGCCACCCAUAUACUCUAUGCGUUUAGGCGAAUUCGAAUUGGUUUAAUGGUUGGAAUAGGCGGAGGUGUGCCUUCGGAGAAGAACGAUAUUCGGCUAGGGGAUGUAGUUGUCAGCAGUCCUACUGGUCAUUUCGGAGGGGUCAUACAGCAUGAUCUUGGUAGGAAUAUCGGAAACAGAAUCCAAACGACAGGAAGCUUGAAUAAACCACCACCGGCCCUUCUUGCAGCAAUAGCGAGGUUACGGACAGAUCAUUUAAUCACCGAUAACAAGAUAACGCAACACAUUGAUAAGAUGCUGGAGAAGAAUCCAUCGAUGAGGUCGGCUUAUGCUUGUUUGGAUCCGGGGCAGGAUCAGCUUUUCGAGGCUGAGUACGAUCAUUUUGGAUCAGCGGCAACAUGCGGGCCGUGUGACCCGAGCAGAAGGAUAGAACGGAAUCCUCGGUUGACAGGCUGUCCCAAGAUACAUUAUGGGCUUAUCGCUUCGGGAAACCAGGUCGUUCGGCAUGGCAUGACGCGGGAUCGACUAGCGGAGGAGUUUGGCGUUCUGUGCUUUGAAAUGGAAGCAGCAGGACUCAUGGAUAACUUUCCUUGCUUGGUCAUACGAGGUAUCUGUGACUAUGCAGAUUCACACAAGAACAAAGAUUGGCAAGGAUACGCCGCAGCAACUGCAACUGGCUAUGCAAAGGAUCUGUUGUCGGUGGUUUCCGUUGCCCAGGUGUAUUCUACUACUCCCAUUGCAGCUACGUCUGCAACUUGA
Penicillium manginii is the source of this 1857-nucleotide messenger RNA. RefSeq lists its product as uncharacterized. Bases 1 to 1857 code for a protein of 618 amino acids. The transcript has a single exon. NCBI's taxonomy places the organism in Eukaryota, Fungi, Ascomycota, Eurotiomycetes, Eurotiales, Aspergillaceae. The record is from RefSeq and is a predicted model, not a curated record. Gene Ontology annotation, molecular function: catalytic activity. Gene Ontology annotation, biological process: nucleoside metabolic process.